This is a messenger RNA of Aspergillus pseudonomiae, 1221 nucleotides long. RefSeq names its product exosome non-catalytic core subunit RRP40. The record is from RefSeq and is a predicted model, not a curated record. Gene Ontology annotation, cellular component: cytoplasmic exosome (RNase complex); nuclear exosome (RNase complex). Gene Ontology annotation, biological process: nuclear polyadenylation-dependent rRNA catabolic process; exonucleolytic trimming to generate mature 3'-end of 5.8S rRNA from tricistronic rRNA transcript (SSU-rRNA, 5.8S rRNA, LSU-rRNA); TRAMP-dependent tRNA surveillance pathway. Lineage: Eukaryota; Fungi; Ascomycota; Eurotiomycetes; Eurotiales; Aspergillaceae. The coding region runs from base 279 to 1097 and encodes 272 amino acids. Gene Ontology annotation, molecular function: RNA binding. The transcript has a single exon.
CCCUUCCGUGCAUUGAGAACAUUGUAACUCACAAGCAUUGGGAAUAGAGGGUUUAAAAUUAUAUCCUUGAAUUCCUUGUACAUAACCACUAGUACGACCAUCACCCCAAGUCCACUGACAUAAUGCUGCAGAAACAAUCUCUCACGUGGAGAUAAGCCGAUAAGCAACGAUUUGCGCUUUUCACAGCCAAGGGCGAUCCUUCAAGUCUCCACCAUCAGAUCUCUUCAGACGCAAAGACAAACCACCACCACAACCCGUUCGGUGGACUUACCCUCACAAUGGCGUCGCCACUAAUUCUACUCCCGGGCGACGAAGUUCCCUCCGAAUAUCUGCCAUCCAGCAAUUCGGGUCCCUUGAGACUUGGAGCAGGUCUUCGUCUCCUCUCGCAACCGUCCUCGAAUCCUCCCAGCCAUGUCAUAUCCGCCACGCAACCCGGGCUUCUCUCAACAGAUAACAAAAGAAAUGCCGUCUCGAUCCUCUCUACCCCAAACCGUCGCUACCUCCCGACACCAGGCGAUCUUGUGAUCGCGCAGAUCCACCACUCCAGUCCGGAUUACUUCCAUUGUAUGGUUACGCCGCAAGCGCCCCAGACACUGCUAGGACAGCUUUCAUUUGAGGGUGCGACGAAGAAGACGCGGCCGAUGCUGAAACAAGGCGAUCUGGUCUAUGCUCGUGUGUUGUCGACUGGUUUGGGCGCUGGCGCGGAGGUGGAACUUACAUGUGUCAACCCGGCGACAGGACGGGCUGAUGGGGGAUUGGGUCCGUUGACCGGGGGUAUGGUUUUUGAUGUGUCGACUGGGUUGGCGGCUCGGUUGAUAAAGGCGAGCUCUUCGUCGGCGGAGCAACAGGAUGGUGUGGCAGGGUUGGUGGUUCUGGAUGAACUGGGCAAGAAGCUGGAGAAGGCGGGUGGAUUUGAGAUCGCUGUGGGGAGAAAUGGAAAGGUUUGGGUGGAUUGUGCCAAUGGAGGCGAUUAUGCUGUCAAGGCGACGGUCGCAAUUGGGCGAUGCCUGAGUACCAUCGACGAGCACGAAUUGAGCUCGACAGAUCAGAGGAAGUUGGUGACCAGGAUAUUACGAGAAAUGAAGAUAGAAUCGUGAUGUGCAAGAUAUUGAGUGUUUCUAUGUUAUAUCUUAUACACAUCCGCUGUUGAUAAUGUUAUUCCUCAUGUACCUACUAGUAGUUUACGACGCUGAGCGCAAUGCAAAAGCAUACCCAAUAGAA